CUCUUCACAGAAACAGGUCUUCUUUGACCAUGGAGCCUUUUCCCACCUCCUCUCCUUCAUCCAUCUUAGCAUCCACGGUUCACCUCUCUCUCUCUCUCUCUCUAUCUAUCUCGCUCCCUCUCUCUCAUAGUUGCAUACCAGCCUAUGUUGGUGCCAUGUAGAAUUCGAGCCAUGGCCUUCAAUGUUCUCUACCUCAACUGUUCCUUCCUGCUGCUUCUGACACUCCUUGUUCUCGCAGCUCAUCUCGGUUCCUCCCCUCGAAGCCUUCGCCAACCCAUCAAACAAGAUGGUUGCGAAGGCCUGCGCAGGAUCAACGACCAUGAAGCCAUUUGCUCCUACCUCAAGACACAUGAGCAGGCCUGUGUGCCCCAAGGCUUCAUAGAUUACCUCCGAAUCUUUUACUGCGCUUCCGGCGGCUGCCCUCCUCUGGGUUACGCUCUUCUCCUCCUGUGGCUGUUGCUGCUCUUCUACUUGCUGGGGAACACCGCUUCCCAUUACUUCUGCUCGUCCUUAGAGGGCCUGUCGGGGGUGCUGAGGCUGCCUCCUACCAUUGCCGGCGUCACGCUGUUGUCCCUCGGCAACGGCGCGCCGGACGUCUUCUCGAGCAUCGUGUCCUUCGCGGGCUCUGGCGUCGGCGACGUCGGCCUCAGCAGCGUGCUCGGCGGCGCAUUCUUCGUUUCGAGCGUGGUGGCGGGGAUCAUCAGCAUCGCCGUGGGCUCUCGGUCCGUCGCCAUCGACCGGUCCAGCUUCAUACGUGACCUCUGCUUCUUCCUCCUGGUGCUGAGCUCCCUGCUCGCCAUAUUGAUCGUUGGCAAGAUCGGUGUUUGGGGCUCCAUGGCCUUCGCGUCCCUCUACAUUGCGUAUGUUGUUCUAGUGUGGGCAGGGCAUUACUGCAAGGAGAAACAGAGCGAACUGGUGGUGCCGAUUCUUGAUGGCCUUAUGGUGGAAGAAGAAGAAGACACCGUAGCGAAAGAUGUCGAAGAAGGUGUUCGACCAAAUGCGAAGUCCCCGGUCUCACAGUACCUGAGCUGGUUUCUGUAUCUGCUAGAGAUGCCACUAAAUCUGCCAAGAAGACUCACAAUACCAGAUGUGUCCGAGGAGAGAUGGUCAAAGCCAUUUGCAGUUGCUUCAGUGAGCCUAUCCCCACUCUUCUUGGCAACUCUUUGGAUCUCCCAAAGAGGAGAAGUAGGCUCAGAAGAGAGGAUUACAACCUAUGUUCUUGGUAGCGUGGCGGGGAUGGUGCUGGGGAUCAUUGCAAUUGAGACCACCGAGAAGUCUGCACCUCCAAAGACAUGCCUGCUGCCUUGGCUUGCAGGUGGGUUCCUGAUGAGUGUGAUCUGGUCUUACAUGAUAGCAGGGGAACUAGUGGCACUGCUGGUGGCCAUUGGUGACAUAGCUGGGAUCAGCCCUCUGGUUCUGGGAUUCACUGUCUUGGCAUGGGGCAACUCACUGGGGGACCUGAUUGCCAAUGUUGCAUUGGCAGUCAGUGGUCGAGGGGAUGGAGUUCAGAUUGCCAUCUCUGGGUGCUAUGCAGGUCCAAUCUUCAACACAUUGGUAGGCCUGGGUGUGUCCCUUGUGCUGGCUUCUGGGGCUUCACACCCCUCUCCCUUUGUAGUCCCUCAGGAUAGAGCUAUCUUUGAGACACUAGGGUUCCUGAUAGGAGGUCUGCUGUGGGCUCUUCUCAUGCUGCCAAGGAGGAAGAUGAAGCCAGACAGGGUGCUGGGCAUUGGACUGUUGGCUUUCUACUUGACAUUUCUGUGUUGGAGGCUCUUUGAGAGCCUUCAGCUGGUGAAACUUGGAAUGCCUCUCAACGUGUAACAAGCCAUUCUGAUGCUCUUAAUUGGAGGAUGUGUGCUGAUUGAUAUAGGAUAUACAAAUGUAUACUGUUGCUAUACUAAUUUAAAUAUCUGAUUCUGCUGA
Molecule: messenger RNA, 1920 nt
Organism: Musa acuminata AAA Group (dessert banana)
Lineage: Eukaryota; Viridiplantae; Streptophyta; Magnoliopsida; Zingiberales; Musaceae
Product: cation/calcium exchanger 1-like
Exons: 1
Coding region: 145-1818 (557 amino acids)
Biological process (GO): transmembrane transport; monoatomic cation transport
Cellular component (GO): membrane
Molecular function (GO): monoatomic cation transmembrane transporter activity
Source: RefSeq, a predicted model, not a curated record